AAAAAAUACAAAACCGCAGAUUACAGUAAACUAAAGGCGGUUCAAGUUUCCUUUUCCGUAACUCUUCCCAUAUAUAUACACACUUGGAGCACAAGUUCUCGUUCUUUCUUAUAACUAAAAACACAAAGAAACGAUUCAAAAGCUAAAAAAGACUUUUCUUACUAAUGGAUUACUUGAGAACAGAGUUUCAAGAACUAGAAGAAGGAUCAACCAUCUCUGAAUCUGGAAGCUGUGACGGCUCAUACCAUCAACAACGACCUUCUUUUGCCGACGAACAUGGGCUUAUGGAGUUGCUUGAAGGCGAUAAGGCUUACGAUCUUAUCUACCGUAACUCUAAAUCUGCUCUAGGAGAUCAAUGCGAGCUUCUCUCGAUUCUGAGAAACGGGUUUGCCACCGUUGGAUCUCGUGCUAAGCUCAAGAGUUUUCAGGUUUUUCAAGAGGCGGUGGAGAUGAAACAUGGCGGCGGAGGAGGAGGAGGAAGUAGUAAUAAAGCUAGAGUUAAAUAUGGUUGGUGCGAUGUCAGGAAAACAGAGUUGAAAUCGGUUCUUGAAUAUGGUUUUAGCCAGCCAAGAAACGAUGGAUCUUAUGGCUGUGGAUUGUAUCUCUCUCCGGAUAAUGCUCUUCUUGAAUGUUUGAAGGAUUCAGUAGCUGAAGAAUCAGAAGAUGGGAUGAGAUUCAUGCUGCUUUGUAGAGUUAUACUUGGAAAAUCAGAGAUUGUUCCAAGAGGCUCUACACAGUCAUGUCCAAGCUCUCCAGAGUUUGAUUCAGGUGUAGAUAAUUUAGCUUCUCCAAGCAAGUACAUUGUAUGGAGUACACACAUGAACACACAUGUCUUGCCUGAGUUUCUUGUCUGCGUCAAAACUCCAAUUAACUUCAACAGGAGUCCAAAGAGAAAGAGAUCACCAUGGAUGGCAUUUCCUGUAUUGAUCAAAGCAUUAUCCAAGAUUUUACCUUCUUCUCAAAUACUCAUCAUUCAAAAACACUAUAAAGAUCAGCAAAACAGGAGAAUCUCAAGGAGUGAGCUAAUACAACGAGUUAGAAACAUAACCGGUGACAAGUUGCUUGUUCAUAUCAUCAAAGCUUUUGGACAUAAAGCACAAAACUAA
This is a messenger RNA of Eruca vesicaria subsp. sativa (arugula), 1106 nucleotides long. Lineage: Eukaryota; Viridiplantae; Streptophyta; Magnoliopsida; Brassicales; Brassicaceae. The record is from the annotation of a GenBank genome assembly.